This is a messenger RNA of Aspergillus sclerotioniger CBS 115572, 300 nucleotides long. RefSeq lists its product as uncharacterized. Lineage: Eukaryota; Fungi; Ascomycota; Eurotiomycetes; Eurotiales; Aspergillaceae. The transcript has a single exon. The record is from RefSeq and is a predicted model, not a curated record. The annotation marks the transcript as partial.
AUGUGUAUCGCCCUUCGUGGUCUGGUGCAUCUGGCUCGAAGGGCUGGGUGCGUUGAAGCAGUCCACCGGCGAAUCCUGGGCUUCUCGAUAUCUCACGAUCUAGAGACGGCUCAUAUCCAUGGUUAUUAUCCCGAGAUUGAGGGCGACAAAGCAUCUUACUAUCGGCGGUCGAUUACACGGGUCCAUAUCUGGGCUGAAGAGCAAAAGUGGACUUGCUAUCGCUUUGUGCAGAGCUUGGAUGAGAUAUUCCUACCCCGUCAUAUCCAACGGGUGAUGGAUAUGUUGGACCGGAUCCCCGAG